Diaporthe batatas is the source of this 1629-nucleotide messenger RNA. RefSeq lists its product as uncharacterized. The record is from RefSeq and is a predicted model, not a curated record. Gene Ontology annotation, molecular function: oxidoreductase activity. The coding region runs from base 412 to 1476 and encodes 354 amino acids. The transcript has 2 exons. NCBI's taxonomy places the organism in Eukaryota, Fungi, Ascomycota, Sordariomycetes, Diaporthales, Diaporthaceae.
CUUGACAACAUCUAAAAUCUUGUGCUAACUGUUGUGCUGAGAACUCGGGUCUAACAAGUGCCAGUGCGUCUCGGGUAACCUAAUCAACACGUACCAGAGGAAACAUUCAAGUUUGUUGUCGUCUGUCUUCUUACCUAGAUACCCUGGGCUCUGCCCAUGACUGCUCGGGACAAAUUUUCAGAACAAGUCACGUCAGUCACUAUUGACUGAAACCCACGCAUCGUGAUUCCUCAGAAUCGUGACCGACUUGGACUGUCUACGACCAAAGCCAGGUGGCUGGCUGGCUGCACCUACUUGCCGUACCGCAUAUAUUGGUCCGCCUGGCGCCUACACAAGCAAAGUGCCACACACUCCCUCUCUCCCUGUGCUAAAUCCCCACCUUUCCACUUCACAACAACAACAGCAACGACAAUGACAUUCUACGACGUCGCCAUCAUCGGCGGCGGGCCGGCAGGGCUCACGGCGGCAGCCACGCUGGCACGGCAGCUGCACACGGCGGUGGUGUUCGACUCGGGGCGGUACCGCAACUGGAUGUCGAGGGAGAUGCACAUGGUGCCGAGCCUGGAGGGCAAGGACCCGGCCGAGUUCCGGCGCGAGGCGAGGGAGGGGAUCGCGGCGCGGUACGGGGGGCUGGUCGAGUUCCAGGACGCCGCGGUGGCGCGGGUGCAGAAGAAGGGCGACGCGCACUUUGUCAUCACCACCAGCGGGGACGGCAGCGAGCCACAAGGGGGAGGAGGCACCAGCACCAGCACCGCCACCAGGACGUGGCGGGCGCGCAAGCUCCUCCUGGCCGUGGGGUCGGCGGACGUGCUCCCGCGGGUCGAGGGGUUCGCGGCGCUCUGGGGCACGCGCAUCUUCCACUGCCUGUUCUGCAAGGGCUACGAGGACCGGGGCGCGGCGUCGGCGGGGGUCCUGGCCGUCGCGCCCGUGGCGCUCCCCGCGGGCGUGAUGGUCAUGGUGGCGGUGCACGCGGCGGCCAACGCGGCGCAGCUGGCGGAGGGGGUGACGCUGUACGCCCACGGGGACAAGGCGCUGGCGUCCGGGCUCAAGGCGGCGGCGCGGAGGCAGGCCCGGUGGACGGUGGAGGCGCGGAGGAUCAGGCGGCUCGUGGGCGUGGGGGGAGGGGGAGGGGAGGGGGAGGAGGAGGAGGAGGUGAAGGGGGGGGAGGAAGUGAAGAGUGUCAGGGUGGAGUUUGAGGACGGGACCAGCAGGAUGGAGAACUUCCUGGUCAACCAGCCGCUGACGGUGCCCGGGGGCCCGUUUGUCGGGCAGCUGGGGCUCGCGACGAGCGCGCUGGGGGACAUCGUGGCCGAGGCGCCGUUCCACCAGACCAGCGUGCGAGGGGUGUUUGCGGCGGGGGACUGCAUGACGCCCAACAAGGUGGUGCCGACGGCCAUCGCCAGCGGGAGCAACGCGGCUGUUGGGGCGUCGACGCAGCUGCAGUCCGAGAAGUACGGCUUCAAGUCGGUGGUGUAGGCUGUGGGGUGUAACUACUUAAGUAUAUAUAUAUAGUCUGAUGUGGACAGUAUAUAUAUACACAUAUCUAUAUAAGUGUAUGUAUAUAUAUCUUGUGUCAGUGUCAUUUGUUGACGACAAGAAUAUGGGAACCUGAUGGAAUGUGUCAAGAGC